AUGGCUCCAAAGACUAUUUGCAAGCAGACAGUAAAGUUUCAACGUCGUUGUGGCCACUUUGAGAUGGUCAGAUGUGAGCGGGCAUUUGAGCUUGCGCAGAGUCCGUCGCGCGGCCAGGAACAAGUUGUGUUGACGAAUCCGGAAUGCGGUCAUGAAUACUCUACGACGUGUUUUGAAGGAAAAAGACUCCAGGAUAAGGUCGCACAAUGGUCGAAGAAGAUGGAAGAUGUUGAUCCGUUGGAAAUUUGCAAGAGGGUGAUUCUAGCAAGUAUCGUAAUUGCGAGCUCAAUAUCCAAUGCAGUCGUGAAGUGGUGUACAUUCGUGCCUGUGGUCACAAGGCAAAUAUGA
Messenger RNA from Peronospora belbahrii, 348 nucleotides. The record is from the annotation of a GenBank genome assembly. Lineage: Eukaryota; Oomycota; Peronosporomycetes; Peronosporales; Peronosporaceae.